Messenger RNA from Kockovaella imperatae, 1906 nucleotides. RefSeq lists its product as hypothetical. The transcript is spliced from 5 exons. The record is from RefSeq and is a predicted model, not a curated record. Bases 127 to 1614 code for a protein of 495 amino acids. Lineage: Eukaryota; Fungi; Basidiomycota; Tremellomycetes; Tremellales; Cuniculitremaceae.
AGUUCAACGACAUUCACUCGACGACCAGUGCACGAACAAGUCAAGCUGAGCAGAUGCCUGGAAGAUGCAGCAGCACGAACAGCUGCUCACCUGACCAUAUCAUUACAGAGUGAAGCUCGCAGCACAAUGCCCGGCGACAUCGACCUCGCGGAGGCCUCACAGACGGCAAACGGCGGCGAGUCUGAGUAUCGAAGGCUUUGCCACUUGCUCAUCGAGACAUGCGGGCGGCAUCAGACUGGAGCGGCGUCAAAUGAGAACAGGGAUCGUGACGUUCGCCUCGCUCUCACGGUUAUCGAACAACACGCUACGUCUCACGCUCAAAGCUCGAGUGGCUCCGUUGAAUCCGUCAUCAAGUGGACGAUCCCUCGACUCGUGCACGCGGCCAUCAACUUGACUAGAUCGGGAACUUCUCAGCACCUAGCUCAUGAGAUUGUCAGCUGUAUUGGCACUGUGAUCGAUACCUCGUGCUACCAUGGACCUGAUACGGAGCAGACCCCGGACAACAGUCAACUUAGGGUUCUCUGGAUCCUCAUUCACAUAUUCAGAUUCGUUGACGAUGUCAUCGAAGGUCGGGCUAAACUUUUAUUCGGCUACAAGCUACCGAGCCAGCCUCUCACCUGUAUCUUCCUCCUGCAAAUGGUUGUCCAACACAGGCGGCCCUUUUCAGAGAGACUUCGCAAGUUGGCAUUCAAAUCAAUUUCCGUCCUGGGCGAGCAGAUCAAGAACGACAUCCAAGCACAGAGCUCCUAUAUGUCAAUGAUCAGCUCGGCUGGCUUGAACGAUGUCGGCGAUAUUGAUCCUUGGAUCAUGCCUCUAAUAUGGCCGACCUCAAAUAACGAAUUGUGGAUUUCUAAUCAAGAGCUCCUUAUCAGGAGCUUGGACACGGCACGACCUGAUGUCCGGUUCACUUUAUGGUCGGCACUAUCGGGACGACUGCUGGAUCCGCAGCAGGCGGACAAGACGGAGUGGUUCGCAAUCAUCCAGUUGACGACCUCGAUCGAAGGGUUCCUAGAGCCUCUGGAGAUCCGAGAGUAUUUGGGCUCUACCAGAAUCCAAGUUUGGCAGGACAAGCUAAGGCUUAGUGAUCUCCCUGAUAGUACACGCGCCAUUCUCAAUCAUAAUCUCUCGGCGCUCGUUACCGGCGAACGCCACGUUGGUUCUGGCAAGCGGAAACGGCCUUCCUCCGGGGAUGGCUCUGAAUCGCAAUGGUUACUUGAUGAGCUACCAGAGUUAAUCGAGGACGGCGAGCGCAGCAUCCAAAGCGGACCUAUUGAGGCGGUCAACAAGCUGGCGAAAAAAACCAGCGAUACCGGUGUCUUGGCACGUAUCUGCGCUCUUCUUCCGAGAAUGAUCGCAAAUCAUAAAGCAAGCCGACAGGAUGCCAGGCCUGCGUACAGCUCUCAUUUGGAACUUUGGACCAUACUUGCCGCACGCUUAUCGGACUUCUCACCAGGCUGGCGAUUACUAUGUCUGCUGAUUGAAGACGCCGAGCCGGGGGAGGUCGUGUCAUGGCUUUUGGGGUCAAAAUCGACUCAAGAUUCGAUACUCACUGCGUCCGUGCAGGGCAACUGCCGGGCAAUCAGAGCAGAAGCUAGCCGUGGCACUCAUUUUUAAGGCUACUAGCGAUGAGACAAUUGAUCUCGUUACUGCCGAGAAUCUGCAGCUGCCAUACUUAAAAUUCAUGGGAGAGCAAUUGACGAGGACAUCGAGUCAUAAGUCUAUCAUACUUACCACGCUUGGGUCCAUAAGUCGUCACGCGAGACCGAACGCGCUGGGAUUGAUCUUGGAGCUCUUGAUGAGACAACUCGGAUCUCCAUCCUCACCGCUGAGGAGUCUGGCAUACACGAACCUCCUCAGCAUUUGCCGGCACCACAGCAAGUCGCCAAUGGCACUUAUAUCGCCUUAU